This is a messenger RNA of Parnassius apollo (apollo), 270 nucleotides long. NCBI's taxonomy places the organism in Eukaryota, Metazoa, Arthropoda, Insecta, Lepidoptera, Papilionidae. The record is from the annotation of a GenBank genome assembly.
AUGAUGUCUGGGAAAGACAACCUCGCCGAUGCUUUCAGACUAGCCAAAGACGUAGACAGAUUACUAGAGAAGGGAGGCUUCAAAUUAAAAAAAUGGCGUUCUAAUGAUGCAGACUUCUUAAAGGAAUUUGAAGAGUCAGAAAGGAGUUCUCAUGAUAAACUGGACAUAACAUUAGACGGGAUUACACGAGCGUUAGCACUACACCGGAACAUGGGCGAAGAUCUAUUUCAAUACACGGGCAGUCAAACCUACCUGCUACGGAAAAUAUAA